This is a messenger RNA of Brachypodium distachyon (stiff brome), 1911 nucleotides long. RefSeq lists its product as uncharacterized. The record is from RefSeq and is a predicted model, not a curated record. The transcript has 3 exons. The coding region runs from base 337 to 1689 and encodes 450 amino acids. NCBI's taxonomy places the organism in Eukaryota, Viridiplantae, Streptophyta, Magnoliopsida, Poales, Poaceae.
CUUUCGUGGGCAGGUCUUGAGAAGCCGGUGGACGUGGACCUGCUGAAGGAGGGGGCUCAGAAGCUGGUGGCAAAUGCAAAGGAGACGAUGCGUCGUAUGGGGGAGGGCACGCUAAACUGUGCCCCCCUGACUGAUGGCUGAAGAUCCUUCUUUCGGGCUAAGAUCUAUGUUUGUGGUUGUACCGGUCUUGUUUAAACCUGUUAACUAUUUUGAUCUUCUGUUGUUCGGUAGGUUAGGGGGUAGGUUUUUGUCCCAUUUUCAGAAUCGUUCGCUACUUCCCUCUGGAGACACAAACUAGGGUUUACGGCGGCGGGCGAGCGAUCGAUCGAAUUCCAGAUGGAGAUGGAGUCGGAGGCGGCGGGGAGGAAGAGAGAGCGCCGGACGGAGACUGAGACGGCGCAGGCAGGGAGGAAGAAAGGGCCGCCGCCGCCGCCGGGGAAAUUAUCCGCAGAGAUCCCAAGCGUGCUGGAUCGUCUCAAGCGAGAGCGGAUGGAAAUUCGACAGCAGAUGGACGCCUUGAGGCUGAAGCGAGCGUUGGAGAGGCGGAACCAGGAGAACCCCGGCGCGGAUCCCAUCGUGGCCGAGGCGCUCACGGCGGAGCAACGGGCGGCGCUGGUGCAGGAAGAGAAGGACAGGGACAAGGCGGCGACUCGCGAGUACUCCCUGCAGCGGCUCGCGGAGCUAGAGCGGGCGCCGCCGCGGCCGCAGCCGCGACCGCCGAAUCCCAACCAAGACGAACUGAAUUACAACGGCUACCGCCGGAUCUGGAACACCAAAUGGUCCGAACUUUACGGUUCAUUCGAGGACAUCACGCGUAUCCCCGCCAUGUGUUUCACAGAAAACCCUAUGCCUUGCAUCACCUGCCACCCGAGUGCUCUGCAAGUAUCUUCAGUCAAAGUUGCGGGAAUAUCUGGUGGUUUGCAGUGGCCCAUCCAUGUGUUUGGCAUGAUGGCCAUGCGCGACGACCUGGAUCACAAUCGCAAUAUUAUCUUCUCUCGCUCAAGGGACAACUGCCAAACCCUCACCCAACAGGAUCCACGUUUGAUACUAACAGGUCCUGCCCGUGCUGUUGUGCAUGAAUAUGGGUCUGUGUACUUCGAAGCCUUGCUGAAAGUGAAGGGCAAUACCGAAUCUGAGGACAAAGAUCUAAGCCUCCUAAUAAAGCGCUCCAAGGACAGAGAAUUGCCCAAAUCGAGUGCGACCAGCAUAACCUUCACCAGCAAGCUCAGCACACUGGAACUGGAGUGUGGCCUUGUCGUCUCCUCCACUGAGGCCACUAUAGCGGUUCAUGUCAUGGAAGGUUCAUGGCCAGAUGGGCUCCGCUGCCAGUUUACCGCCUGCAACACCAGCGUGCCGGACAUGAAAGUCUUGCUGCUUGAUUCCGGCGAAGAGAAGGUGGCUUCCUUGGACGGCACGGUGGAGCUCUCGCGCCGUGUCGUUUCUGUUGAAAGUUUCGGGCGGCUCAACGUUUCUGCCGUGGUGUUUCGGGGCGGCGACCAGGUUGUAGAGGUUGAGAUGUCCUUUGCACCUUUGGAAGCCGGUAGAAGCCAUGGUGUGUUUGAUGUUGGCUUCUGUAAGUUGCAAGUCACCGUGGCCUGGUCGCCAUUUCUGAUUUGCUAUCCUGCACCUGGUUUUUCUCUAGCCAAGGCUGGAGGAUCCUCCGGCGAGGUUGGUUCUAGCAGGAGCUAAUCCCAAGUUGACUCGCAUUGAUUGCUGAAUGUGUUGAACUCCGCAUUGUCGCUAUUGCUUGUGAAAUGAUGUGCUGGGGAGUCCACUGUUAAAUAUUUAUUUCCCCAUUUGUCGUGGUUUUAAAUUUGUUAGUAGCGGUGUUUUGUGAUAACCAACGAGGAUACCAGUAUGCUAAAUGUAUAUUUUGAACUCUGGAUUGUGUGGCUAUUGCUUGUGAAAUGA